ACAGUGGAGAGAAAUGUUUCAGAAAACAAACAGUUUCUUCCACAGAACACUACACAGUCUCAAGUCGAUGAUUCUCAGAGCAGGUAAGAAACUCUCUAGACCACAAACUCACUUCUCAUGCACAUUUUGUAGAUCAAAUUCUCUCGAUAGCAGCGACGAUUUCUAUGCAAGCUUCCUCAACAUUUGGGAGUCUGAUCUCGGAAACAGCAUUGGAGGAGGAGCUCCAUUAAAACUGGAGCAAAAGCCUCAAGAGCAUGGACAAGAUCACCAAGAGAAGAAAAUAGAAGCGUGCUCUUCACGUUCAUUAAGAGAUUGUGAUACAAUGGAGAAGAAGAUUAAGGAGAUGUAUGUGAUCGAGACAGGAGAUAUAGAGCAAGCCCUUGAUGUUGAAGAGGCACUUCAUUACUAUUCUCGUCUUCGAAGUCCUGUGUAUCUCAACAUUGUUGACAAGUUCUUAAAUGAUCUUUACGCCUGAGAUAAACACUCUUGAGCUAUUAUAGUUUGUGUUUUUCUUUUCUUUUCAGAUUCUUGAUUUGUUUUGGUUUACUACAAGUCUUUGUUCUUGUAUGUUUGAAUCAUGUUUGUGUAGCAAUAUCAUUUGACAGUGAACUUUAAAGCUCUCUU
Molecule: messenger RNA, 624 nt
Organism: Eruca vesicaria subsp. sativa (arugula)
Lineage: Eukaryota; Viridiplantae; Streptophyta; Magnoliopsida; Brassicales; Brassicaceae
Source: the annotation of a GenBank genome assembly